CAGCUAGUUUGUAUCCGACGACCACCACAAGCUCGUACUCCAAGUUGUCCACUUGUCCGCUCGCCGAUGGCGGGUCAUCCAGCGAACGUGCUAAACAUGUCUAGCAGGUCGUCACUUGACAAUGUUGCAGAAGACACACGCGUCCUGCCUGCAAGUGGCUUCUUCUCUGGCGAGAAGUUCACCUACUACUUGCAGCUCUACGAGAGGUGUUGUCGCGUCAAUACAUUCCGCCUCGAGUUCGAAGAGGUUCACCACGAAGCAUACGUGCGCUUCGCUUCUCGCAGCGCUGAAGAGGUCCGGUUGGGCCUCCUCGCACGGAGGCCAGACGACAUGCUUGAAUGGGGAAUGCGUAUUUGUGCAGAUGCCCUCAGCGAUCCUGAUGAUGCCGACAAAUUGCGGACACAUCUCCUCAGGGCGCUCUCGCUGUGGGCGUGCAUCGCCAAUCCCCGCCCAUUCGAUCCUCCUCUCUCUGAGCCUCCGAGCCUCCGCACCAAGGCAAUCGCAUACUGUCUCCAAGCCUUCGUCUGCUACGAUCAUGUACCACGCGCCUUCACUGCCAACGCCUCCGCCGCGCUCGGGUUCGUUACAACCACCGUUGUCCUCGUCGCGGAGUUUGUCGCGGAGCGGUGCGCGCCAUGUGGAGGGCCACCGCUCAGGAAGCUUCCGCAGUUCGCAGUUCUCUCGGACCUCUGCCGUGCGCACGUGCAAAGGGAGGAGGCGGUGUAUAGGAUGCAUCUGGCAAGGCAACACAAGGUCGCGAAGGCGCCGAACGCGUACCAGUGUGCUGCAGAGGGCUGCGGGAUCCAAGGGACAAGGAAGGCGGCGCUGAUGAGGUGCUCUGGGAAGUGUGAGGGCUUGAAUAAGCCGCACUAUUGUAGCAAGGAGUGCCAGAGGAAGGAUUGGCAACAUCACAAAUCUGCGUGCAAGAAGGGCACUCCAAUCGUACCGAGGAACUAUCCCUUACCACCGGAUCCGCGCAAGGAGCGCAUGUUAACGCUGCCCAUUCCGGGACGGCCGGGUAGAUGGCUUGCAGAUAUGAUCUUGCGGCAUGGCGCCGCCCGGUUGGGAAGGCUUCCUGAGUGAUUGUCAGACAUGUGCAGAAACGGUGUAGGUUGUAACUAUACAUGCUACGUACAUCAAACAAGGUGUGCCACACGUAUAGAUUGUGCAUAUCCCAGUGC
This is a messenger RNA of Fomitopsis serialis, 1181 nucleotides long. RefSeq lists its product as uncharacterized. The record is from RefSeq and is a predicted model, not a curated record. The transcript has 6 exons. The coding region runs from base 67 to 1083 and encodes 338 amino acids. NCBI's taxonomy places the organism in Eukaryota, Fungi, Basidiomycota, Agaricomycetes, Polyporales, Fomitopsidaceae.